Messenger RNA from Hyaena hyaena (striped hyena), 7581 nucleotides. RefSeq names its product cramped chromatin regulator homolog 1 (gene CRAMP1). The transcript is spliced from 21 exons. NCBI's taxonomy places the organism in Eukaryota, Metazoa, Chordata, Mammalia, Carnivora, Hyaenidae. Gene Ontology annotation, biological process: pattern specification process. Gene Ontology annotation, cellular component: nucleus. The coding region runs from base 265 to 4074 and encodes 1269 amino acids. Gene Ontology annotation, molecular function: chromatin binding. The record is from RefSeq and is a predicted model, not a curated record.
GCGGGCCGGGCCUCCCGGAGCUGAGAGGAGGCAGCCCCGGCGCCCGCAGCCUCGUCAGCCGCUCGCCGGUCGCGGAGGGGACGUGCCGGGGCGAGGGCCCCUGGGCAACCGCUUCCCAGGCGGGAGGACCACAUCGACGUCGCGGCUUCUGUGCAGCCGGCGCUCGGGGGCCGGGGCUGCCCGGCCCGGCCGGUUCUGCGGGCGCCCGGGAGGCUCCCGGGGAGCCCGCGAAGCCAGGCCGCUGCGAGGCGUUGAUGAAGAAGGAUGACAGUGAAGUUGGGAGACGGCGGCGGCGGCGGCGGCGGGGAGGACGGGCUCAAGCGGCUGGGCAAGCGGUCGGCCGAGGAGGACUCGCUGGAGGGCGAGGGGCCCGGCGGCGGGGACGCGGCCGAGGAGAGCGGCGGCACAAAGAGGGACGCCAGGACCCCCCGGGACGGCGCCGACGGCCCCCCUGCGCCCGCGGGCGGCCCGCAGGCCCCGUCGCCGCCGCCCGCCUGCCCGCAGGACCAGCACCACUUCCUCCGGUCCAGCGUCAGGCCGCAGAGCAAGCGGCUCAGGAAGGACUCCGCGGGCGCCGGAGGGAGCGGCAGCGCCGGCGGCUCCGGGCCGCGUGGAAAAGGAGCCGAUGGUGGCGGAUCGUCGUCCGGAAAUGGGUCUGCGGCCGCCCCUGCCGCCCCUGCUGGGGGCUCCCGCUCCUCUUCCCGGAACUUGGGGUCCUCGGGCGGUGAGAAGGAAGAAGGCAAGAAGGCCCGGCGGCAGUGGGAGUCAUGGAGCACCGAGGACAAGAACACCUUCUUCGAGGGGCUGUACGAGCACGGGAAGGACUUUGAGGCCAUCCAGAACAACAUCGCCCUCAAGUAUAAGAAGAAGGGCAAGCCCGCGAGCAUGGUGAAGAACAAGGAGCAGGUCCGCCACUUCUACUACCGCACGUGGCACAAGAUCACCAAGUACAUUGACUUCGACAACGUGUUCUCCCGCGGGCUGAAGAAGUCGUCCCAGGAGCUGUACGGUCUGAUCUGCUACGGCGAGCUGCGCAAGAAGGUCGGGGGCUGUAUGGACGACAAGAACGCCACGAAGCUGAACGAGCUCAUCCAGGCAGGGGCCACCACCGUGCGCUACAAAGGGAGAAACCUGAGGAUCAAAGCGCCUAUGUGCCGAGCCCUGAAGAAGCUCUGUGACCCGGACGGCUUGAGUGACGACGAGGACCAGAAGCCGGUGCGCCUGCCCCUGAAAGUCCCUGUGGAGCUGCAGCCGAGGAACAACCACGCCUGGGCCCGGGUCCAGAGCCUGGCCCAGAACCCGAGGCUCAGGAUGAUCGUGGAGCUGCACCGGAAGGUCUCCAGCCUCAUCGAAUUCUUGAAACAGAAGUGGGCGCUCCACGAAGUGCGGAUUCGGAAGACGCUAGAGGACCGGCAGCUGCAACACUCGCUCGCCGCGCCCGCGCAGGAGAAGGUGGCGCUGCACCUGUUCCCUGGGGAGAGCUGCACGCUCACGCCGCUGCCGGGCGUGGCCCGCGUGGUGCACUCCAAAGCCUUCUGCACGGUGCACUGGCAGGAGGGCGGCCGGUGCAGGCAGAGUGCCAGGGACACCCACACGUUGCCUCCGGCGCAGAUCCUGGGCAUCCAGAGCGGCCAGGGCACAGCCAGGGGUCAGGUGAAGUGUCCCCGGGGUGGCGCUGAGGGCAAGGGCCCGGGACGUCCCCCUCCGUCCACCGACGCGUCGCAGAGCUCUGGAGAGAGUUCCCCUGAAAGUGCCCCCGGGGAGGGGGCCGCUGCAAGCCUUAGUGGCCUAGACCCGCCCGACAGGCUCCAGGAGAAGACCCCCGCUGCCGGUCCUGCAGACGGCCCCGCCCGAGAGCCCGGGGGCGCGCCGUGCACCUGCGGCCGGCUCCCAGAGCUGGAGGACGAGCUCUCCCUCCUUGACCCCUUUCCCCGCUACAUGAAGUCCUGCCAGGACCUCAUCAUCCCCGAGCAGUGCCGGUGCGCGGACUCGCGGCCCCCGGGGUGCGCCUCCCCAGAGGCUCGCGGCCCCGGCGGCGCGGAGGCUCCGGACCUCGCCCGCGCCGGGGCCCCCUCCCCCGUCCGGGCGCCCUCGGGGCCAGAGCCUCAGCCCAGCCCCGGGCUCCAGCCAGAUGUUUGCACUAAAGACGCGGCAGAUGCACCCGUGGAGGAGCCCCUGCCCCAGGGCCAGCCUGCCGCCAAGCCCCCGAGGGACGUCCCCGCCGGCCGGCUCGCGCAGCAGCUCCGAGAGGAGGGCUGGAGCCUGCAGACCUCCGAGAGCCUCACGCUGGCUGAAGUCUACCUCAUGAUGGGCAAGCCGAACAAGCUGCAGCUCGAGUACGACUGGCUGGCCGUGCUGGGCCCCGAGGGCCAGGCCUCCGGGGGGCAGGCGCAGGGUCCCCGUGGCAGCGGCUCCCCGCCACCCACCUUUCACAAGCAGCGCCUGCUCAGCUGCCUCUUGAAGCUCAUCUCCACUGAGGUCAACCCCAGGCCGGCUCCAGAAGGGAACGUCGGCUCCACGGCUGCAACGAGGCCCGCCCAGGAGGAGCAGCAGUCUGCUACCCCGCCGGGGAAGGUGGUGGCCGUCAGCUCCCGGAGUCCCCGCUGCCCGCGCAGCCAGUCUGCCCUGCGCAGCAGCAAGGCCUUCCCUCCGAGCGCCACGCCUUGCUCCUCAGGUCUCAGAAACCCGCCGAGACCCCUGUUGGUGGCUGGACCCUCGAGCACGGGCAGCAGUGACUCAGACGGUGGCCUUUUCGCCGUCCCCACUACUUUGCCACCCAACAGCCGACACGGCAAGCUCUACUCUCCCAGUAAGGAGACAGAACUGACGUUCCGCCAGCACCUGAACUCCAUCAGCAUGCAGUCGGAUUUCUUCCUGCCGAAGCCCAGGAAAUUGCGGAACCGGCACCUGAGGAAGCCAUUGGUGGUCCAGAGAACGCUGCUUCCCCGGCCCUCUGAAAACCAGUCCCACAACGUCUGCUCCUUCUCCAUCCUGUCCAACUCGUCCAUAACCGGCAGGGGCUCGUUCCGGCCCAUCCAGUCCUCCCUGACCAAAGCAGCCCUGUCUCGGCCGAUUGUGCCCAAGGCCCUUCCACCCCAGGCCCCAGGCCACCUGGCCAGUGCUAUCGACUUAGCAGCCAAAAGUGCCGGCAUCAUCCCCGGGAGCCCCCUGCCUGUCCUGGACGCUGAGGGCUUGUCUGGCAUUGCUCCGCUGGCUUCAGACGAGGUGACCUCUACCGUCCCGGGUCCAGACUCUACCUGUGCCCACCAGAACGCAGACCCCGUCCCCGCCGUGGGGGGUGCCAGCGACCCAUUCGUCAGUGUCCCCUCGAGGCCUGAGCAGGAGCCAGUGGCCGACAGUUUCCAGGGCUCACCUGUUCUCUCCUUAUCUGAGCUGACCAAGGCUCCUCUCCACAACGGCCUCCCCACACCUGUGCCCGCGCCUGAGGGCUCCAGCGGCCGCCUGUCCCCACCCAACGUCUCUGCGCUGUUGGACAUCUCCCUGCCCGGCCCGCCCGAGGACGUGCUGUCACAGGGCGAGCCCGCCACGCACAUCAGCGACUCUAUCAUCGAGAUCGCCAUCAGCUCCGGCCAGUAUGGGGAGGGAGUUCCUCUUUCUCCAGCAAAACUGAAUGGCAGUGACAGCUCCAAGAGCCUUCCGUCCCCAGCCAGCAGCCCCCAGCCAGACUGGAUCGCCUCCCCCACCCACGACCCCCAGUGGUGCCCCAGCGACCCCACAGACUCGUCGCUCAGCAGCCUGUUUGCGAGCUUCAUCUCCCCGGAGAAGAGCCGGAAGAUGCUGCCGACGCCCACGGGGACCCAGAGCGGCACCUCCCUGCUGGGCCCCAGCCUGCUGGACGGCAACUCGAGAGACUCGUUUGUGUCCAGGUCCCUGGCUGACGUUGCCGAGGUUGUGGAUUCCCAGCUGGUGUGCAUGAUGAAUGAAAACAGCAUCGAUUACAUCUCUCGAUUCAACGAUCUGGCCCAAGAACUGUCCAUCGCUGACCCCAGCCGCCGAGAGGUUCUGUUUGAUGGCAGCGGAGGUGGCCCCCCCGUCGGUGACCUAUCCCAGUGACCACACCUCGUCACUGGUGGGGCAUCCUGGGGGCUGCAGAGGAGGGCUCUCCUGGCUGGUGGUCCUCCGCUGUGGUAGGCGUGGCCCUCUUCAGGCUAGAGAAAACGUAAAUCAGGCCCAAACCCCCUGAGGACAGUCCAAACAGAGGAACCUCUGCACCCACGACGCAGAACACACCAGAAGUGGUGUCCCCACAGGCAGAGGCCAGUGGUGGCCCGGUACACAAGGACGAAUUUUCUGGAAGGGUCUUUGUCAGCUGGGGCCGUGGGGCUGGAGCAGUUCCUGCCAGCCGUGGGGUCUCCUGUUAGGGUCCGCGUAGCGACCACAUUUCCACCCACGCUUCUGCCUCAGUGCGUGUGUUGGACGGUCAGUGGGCCUUCUCUCCGAGGCAGAGGGACGGGUGUGCCGCGGCAUGGUCGUUGGCCCCGGGGGGGUGGCCGCCCCGCUCUGCAGGACCGCUUCCAGCCACCGCUGCCUUCUUUCUGCCACACCUGUGCGCUGUCGGGCUGCUUUCUCUGCGGAGUGAUGACGGGGAGGGACAGAGGGGCCUGGCCUGGGUCUGCCUGGUGGGGUGUGUACCCUUCCACGGCGGGCCCCUCCGAGGACACUCGGCUCGCAGGGCAGCAUAACUGGUGCCGUCACCGCAGACACCCUGCCUUUGCCCAGAGGUGUGUUCCGACUGGCUGAGUGCGAAGGAGCGAAGGGUCCUGUUGUGCGCAGGUUCUGUGGACUUUUAGGAAAAGGUCCUGCUAAGCUGGUUGGAAAAAGGUCCUCCUCGUGUUUUUAGAAUUAGGAGAUGUCGAAGAAAAACAGAGUUUAAUGGUUUCCUUCCUAGGUUCAAGUUUCUUCCUGGUGAUCUGAGUGUCCUCUUGGUCAGCUGAGGUGCUCGCUCUCUGUUGGGACCACACGUGGGCCUUGGCCAGCGUCCGCCAUCCAGCACCGGACGCCACGGGCCUUGCGGGGAGGGUUUCUCUGCUUCAGCAGCUCCUCUCCCUUCCAUGCGCUUUUGUGCAGAGCCUCCCCGGCACGCACACUUCGUCCUUCACGUUUACUCCUGCCCUGGGGCCUUCCGUUUGUCUGUCCCCCCGCGUGGGGAACGCGAGCAGAGGCCCAGUGCCUGGGUGUGGCUGGAACACACUAGCCACAUCCCUCCGGUGCGCUCCUCGGCCCCCUGGGCGACCAGUUGGCAUCACUGCACAUGGUUCCCGUCUUCCUGCCGAGUGGAGCCACAGGGCUCCCUUGCUUCUCGGCCUCGGGAGGCUCGACAGACAAAACGCCAUCCGACCGCGGGCUGCAGCUGGGAGCCAGCUGCGGUGUGGCUCGGGGAACGCGCGCGUGCCGCCGUCCCCUGCUGCUUGGCCCUCCGCCCGGCGGCCGGCCUCAGUUUGGCUUCUGAAACCCGCCUGAACUGACCGCUGUUUUUGUGCUCUUUCCGACUGGCAGAGUGGCGGCCUCCCGGGCCCGGCCCGGCCCCCUACGCGGGCUUCUCCCCCGUCCACCGUGACAAGGGCAGAAAGGUCUUGUGUGUACAGGCAGGGGGGCUGCCCCCGAUCUCACAGCCUCAGCGCACAGAUGCAGCCACUGCGGGCCGCGGGCAGGGCGUUCACCCCGGGCAGCGGGGCGCAGUGGGCGGUUGGGCUUCCGGCCAGUAGCUUCCUUCUCUCAUCUUAAGUGGCUCUUAGCCACUUGCUAAGGUGGUCUCCUGCGUUCGGGUCGGGUUCUAGCUACAAACAUCACCCAUAAAAGACACUCUUCCAGACUCUUACAAAAAGUCCGAAAGCUCUGGAGAUGUGUCAUAAGGACACAGUGCCCGUUUAUGAAGAGAGAGAGAUGGCGUCACUUGAACCAGAGUGUCUUUCAACCAGCUUCUGUGGCUUUGAGAUCCAUCCUUCGGUUUCCUGAAAUUAGCACCUUACUGAGGUGAUAAGAUCAGUGUCUCUGUCCCUGGGCACCUCUUAGGACACCGGGCCGAGUUUAGUCCACUGAUAACCUGCUCAUACUCCCACCAUCUGGAACCAGAGAUGGCUGAGUAACAUUACAGCAUUGCAUCCAUGCUGGGAGCGGUGUGCACAUGGCCAGAGGACAGUAGGUCUCAGCUGCUUUGAUCGGGGACGCCCCGAGGCAGUCUGGUGUCCCUAAGAAGAGAAAAAGCAGAGGCUUCUGUAGGCUGUUGAGUGGCACCUCCCCUUGGGGGCUGGACCACAGACUCCCAUCUAGAGUAUCAUGGCAGGGAAAGGGGGGUGGUUAGUGAGGACAGCGGAAGAUUCUUCUCACCUGUAAUAAAGCUGAUGUGAUUCCAGAGAAUUCUGCCACUUAUGCAGCAACCAGACAGGUAUUGAUAAGCGUUUGCUGGCCAAGCUCAGGGGAAGUGGCGUCGUUAAUGGCAUGAAAAGGAUGAGUGUGUUUUCUCCCAGCCUAAAUGCGCGUGUAUAAAAAUAAGCAGCUGUUAGGCCUGGAAUUUUCAAAAGCCCCAACCAGAGAAACUGCUCUUCCCAUUCCUUCCCCUGCCUUUCCAGCAGAAGCGGCCGUCUCUGUGCCCCUGUGGCUUCCUCCACGCGCCCUGAGACCAGGGCGGUGCCUCAGAAAGGCCCUCCCAAGCCAGCAUAAGGCCAUCUGGGAGCUUUUUGCUGAUUCAUCAUUUUGAAAGAUCGAGACGGAGAAUAUCCGGUCUCCAGGGAGUUGGUGUUUGGGCCUUCGUUUCUACUGUGAGUGUCCAGGGCGGAGCUCGCCAUCCUUUAGAAGACGCAGGGACAAGGCGAAGCUGGGGGCUCCACACAGCACUGGUGGUUUUCCUCACCGUGCCGGGUCUCCUAGCUGUAGAGUACUUGCUCAGGGAGCGGGUAUUUGGAAACAUUUCAUCCAUCUUGCUUUCUCACAUCUCCAGCUUCUUAGCAUCAGAAUCCGUCAAGGGUGUCCUUUUCAGUUAGACAGCCUCUUUUAACUUGAUCAGAUCUGAUUUUUUGCAAAGAAAAGUCACAGAGUAAAAGACACCGGAGACAAAGGAGAGCAGCAGUUGCUUUUUUUUCUUUCUUUCUUUCUUUUUUAAGACCUUGAGAUCUAUCAGAUACGUUUGUGAGCAAAGAGGGCACUUUGUCUUAUGAAGAAAGGGAAGAGACCCUCCGCACACCUUUCCUGUCAGAACUCUCUGGACCCCGCAGUAAUUGGUAACUCACGUUAAGUCAGUCUUGGAAUCACUACAGCAACCUGGACCCUUUGUUUUGUAACAGGAUGGCCGGCGCCAGAGCUGUGGUCUGGGCCGCAGAACUGAACGCUGUUUCUUUUGAUAAUCGUUAAGCCAUAUCAUCUAAGGUUUCGGCUUGUUUGAGAUGUGAAUUUGUUUAAUAGAUUAUAAAUAUACAAUAUACAGUGUAUGUAUAAAGCAGAAUGCCUGUCCUUCCUGAUUAUUUUUUGUAUCAUAUUGUAAAUUAUAUUAUUUAUUCUUUACCAAUUUUGGGAAUAAAAGGUGUUUUGGUUAUUUAAUAUAAUAAACAAAAGCUGUUAAACUUC